Molecule: messenger RNA, 471 nt
Organism: Prunus armeniaca (apricot)
Lineage: Eukaryota; Viridiplantae; Streptophyta; Magnoliopsida; Rosales; Rosaceae
Source: the annotation of a GenBank genome assembly
AUGAUGAAAAACACGUUCGAACUCUGUUCAGAGUUACCUCCCCUUAUGUCAAAUCUCGAGAUAGAGAAGAAAACGGAAGAAGCUCCUCGACGGCAGCAGGAGGGAGAGCACGAUCCGAUCAAGCAUGCCAAUUCUCUUCUUGCUUUUUUUCAUGAUGCUAUUGAAGGCUUGAAUUCUCACAUGGGCUUCGAUCGUGAUACCCUUAAUAGAUUCGUCACCCAAUCGUUUGCCGAUCCUCGAUUUGCUGACCUAAUGAAAGUUUUCAGCGACGAUGCUGCAAGUUCAGAUGUUGGUACAACCAUUCCUGAUAAGGUUGCUAGUCGUGACGAUUUCGAGGCAUUGAUCCCUGAGGAUCCCGACGACUGGACAGAAGAGAUGUGGGAUUAUUGUUACGAAAUGGAACAGGAGGAUAUGAGGAAUUUCGCAGAGCAGCAGUUGGCUUUGCAGCAGCAAUUGGACGGAAAAUUGUGA